Didymodactylos carnosus is the source of this 1592-nucleotide messenger RNA. The record is from the annotation of a GenBank genome assembly. Lineage: Eukaryota; Metazoa; Rotifera; Eurotatoria; Philodinida; Philodinidae.
AUGUUAUGUCUAUUAACAAAAUUAAAUUGUGUUGGUGCUAUUACAGCUCGAGGAACACUCAUUCGAACAACAACAACACCACUGAAAUCAUUACGUCUUCCAUCAAUCCCAAAACGUUAUGAAUCCAUUUCUAUCAGUCAGCGUGCAUCAAAUCGUCAACAACAAGCAUUGAUCAGAGGUGGUUUGGCUGUGGUAGCCAUCGGUGGUGUUGGUUAUCUAUUAAAUAAAGUUUUAAACAGUCCACAUGCAGCUAUCAAUGUACCAGGUGGAGCAACAGCCGUUGGAAGUCGAACACAAACAUUUGAUGAGGCUGUUGCAGCAAAUCGUCCAUUUUCUGAAGCAGUUAAACGCCAUCUUCGUUCAACUUACUUACAUUUUGCUGGUGGACUAGCAAUGACUGGUACAUUUGCCUAUUACUUACACCGUACAGGUUGGGCAACCAGAAUUAUGACGAUGAAUAAAUGGACUUAUUUGGGAGUUAGUUUUGUUGGAACACUGGGCGCAUUGUUUGCUACACAAGCCAUUGAUGAUCGACAACAUCCAGUAUUGAAAUAUUCUGCAUGGACUGUUUUUAAUGGAGCUUUGGCAUUGUCGUUGUCACCAGUGUUUUUCAGUGCUCCAGCAUUAGUUAGUCGUGCUGCUUUGUAUACAGCCGGUAUUGUUGGCUCAAUCACUGCCGUCGGUAUGACAGCCAGACGUGAACAAUAUUUGUGGAUUGGUGCCCCGUUGAUGGCAGGCUUGGUUGUUGUUUGUUUAUCAUCAAUUGGUGCAGUAGCAUUACCCAUGAGAUUUGCAUCCAUUGCACAAAAUAUUUCAUUGUAUGGUGGUUUAGUAGUGUUUAGCGGUCUAGUUCUCUGGGAUACACAAAACAUUAUUAAACAUGCUGAAGAAGCUCAAAUGGGAAUGAGAAAAGAAUUGAGUCCGAUCAAUGAAAGUCUUGGGAUUUAUUUAGAUUCAAUUAAUUUGUUUGUAAGAAUAUUGGCAUUGAUGGAUAGAAAGAAAAAGUAAGAAUAUGAACAGAAUUUUUGGCGUGAUUUUAAUGUUAUUGUAAUUAUAUUUUUUUAUUGUAAAUAAUAAACAAGAUAGUCAAGCAAUAUGAAAUGCUAUGUAAAACUUUGUUAUCAGGAUUUAGCUAAAUAUUGCCCUAAAUUGGUGUGUAUAUUAACAAGACGAAAGGAGCGACAGUAGUGAUGAACAAGUUUUUCGAUUAAAUAAUAACCGAUUCACAAUGAUGCUUACGAGGAAACCUAUGGAGAUGAAGCGCUCCGAUUUCGUUCGUUCUUGCGUGGAUCGAUAGGGCAUGUGGAGUAGGUAAAAAGCCUAAGAGGGUUCGGGCGGAGACUUUUCCCUUGGAGAGUUAUGGGCAUUUUACGCAUUUUCUCACGUCAGCGGAAAACAGACAAAAUUAAAAAAAUCACAACUCUGUCCAGGAAAGUCGUAGAGGAUUGAAAGUUUUUUUGGUGGCGAGGAUAAAGGUUGUCUUCAUAUCCUGCAAGUUUCAGAGUUCUAUCACUUUCUCUCAUUCAGAGGCAGAACUUUCCAUAAAGGCAAGGAAACGCCAUGAGAACACUGCUUCGUCUGUCUUACACUUU